Molecule: messenger RNA, 1434 nt
Organism: Myripristis murdjan (pinecone soldierfish)
Lineage: Eukaryota; Metazoa; Chordata; Actinopteri; Holocentriformes; Holocentridae
Product: proteinase-activated receptor 4
Exons: 2
Coding region: 40-1176 (378 amino acids)
Biological process (GO): thrombin-activated receptor signaling pathway; phospholipase C-activating G protein-coupled receptor signaling pathway; blood coagulation
Cellular component (GO): plasma membrane
Molecular function (GO): thrombin-activated receptor activity
Source: RefSeq, a predicted model, not a curated record
GGCCGUGCGAGGCGUCUGUCCCGGCAGAAGAAGAGGAGAAUGAGAACCAUGCGGACUCUGCUGCUCCUCUCUCUCCUGGCUGGGAUCUCCUCGAACGCCCCGCCGCCCGACGACUGCAGCGGGAUGGCCGUCCGUCUGAGGACGUUCCGGCUGAUGAAGACGUGUAACUUCACCACGCUGAAGGACAAGCAGCUGCAGGAGAUCCAGGCUCCGACCACCAACCUGUACCUGCCGGUUCUCUACCUGCUGGCGUUCUGCGUGGGGCUGCCGGCCAACCUGCUGGCUCUGUUCCUUCUGCUGUUCAGGACCAAGAAGCUUCCGUCCACCGUCCUACUGCUCAACCUCACCGCCACCGACCUCAUGCUGCUGCUGGUGCUGCCGUUCCGCAUCGUCUACCACUUCAAGGGGAACCACUGGGACCUGGGAGAACCGUUCUGUCGCGUUGUCAUGGCGAUGUUCUACGGCAACAUAUACGGAUGCGUGCUGUGCCUGGCGCUGAUCGCUCUGGAUCGCUACGUUGCCGUGGUCCACCCGUUUGGCGCCAAGAGGCUGCGGAGCAAGCGCACGUCGCUGUACAUGAGCGCGUGCGUGUGGCUGGCGGUGCUGGCGGCCAUGCUGCCGCUGCUGCUGUCCCAGCAGUCCUACCGGCUGGACGAGCUGCGCAUCACCACCUGCCACGACGCGCUGCCCGAGCACGAGCACGAGAACUACUUCCUGCCCUACUUCGCCACCUUGUUCACCCUCUGCUUCCUGCUGCCCUUCCUGGUCAUCCUGUUCUGCUACGGCGCCGUGCUGCGCACCCUGGUGGCGGCGGGGCGGCGCUACAGCCAUGCGGUGCACGUCACGCUGCUCAUCCUGUUGGUGUUCGUCCUGUGUUUCCUGCCCAGCAACAUCCUGCUGCUGCUCACCUACACUGACAGCUCACUGGAGGGCGACGGCGAGGACCUCUACGUCCCCUACAUGGUUAGCUUAGCCGUCAGCACCUUCAACAGCUGCAUCGACCCCUUCAUCUUCUACUACGUCUCCGACGACUUCAGGGAAAAGACAAGGAACGCUCUGCGUUGCCGCGGCGAUGCCAAGACACUCUCCUCAAGAAACGAUGUCUCAUACUCGUCGUCUUCAGGAGCGAGGACGAAGGUCACGCUGCUGUCCAUGUCCAGCCAACGUGGGGCCUGAGACGGAGAUGUGGCGCCACGCUGCAGAUGCUAUGAACACCGACAAACUGAUAAUGUUGUCAUGGUGCAGUGACAUCAUGACGUCACCUGCAUGUGCAUGGCCUGAUUUAUACAUCAUCAUUAUUAUUAUUAUUAUUAUUAUUAUUAUUAUCAUCAGUGUUAUGAUAUAAAACUUCCUGCUUGUUUUAUCUGAAUUUAUAAGACAAACAGGCAGACAGACAGGCAGGCAGACAGGCAGGCAGGCAGGCAGGCAGACAGG